CUGUGCGCUCUGAUUGGCUGAGGCUGCAGUGAUGCUCUCUGCAUCCCGCUCCCAAAGCCAGGGCAGGAGAGUGAGUGAGGGCGGGGAGGCUUGGAAGCGCGGCCGGGAAAAUCAUCAUAACACUUGGGGGGGUGGGGGGCAUUUAAAAAAAAAAAAGGAAAAAAAAUCAUUUUCAACCCUUUCCUCAUCUGGAAAAGAUGUUUACACUCAACAUGUCUGCAGAAACAGAAGAAGCUGCUCUUACCAGCUCGUGACUGCUUCUUCAGAAAAACAACGUCCUAACACGGCACCGAGAGGCUGAUCAGCACCUGGGAAAGUCUCACCUUUACUCUCCGUCAACAGUGAGCAGGUUAACCCAAAGGCCACGAGCAUGCCCGUCAACGACCCGGAGAGUAUUCUGAGCUACCAGAGGCCAGAUGAGGAGGUGGUGGUAGACCAGGGAGGGACCAGCUCAGUACUGAACAUCCACUAUGAGAAGGAGGAACUAGAAGGCCACAGGACUCUCUUUGUGGGCGUCCGGAUGCCCAGGCAGAGCCAUCGUCACCACAAGCCUCAUGGCUCUCGGCACCGCAAGAGAGACAGAAGGGCGGGAAGCAUUGCGACGCAACAAAGUGAAGAAACAGAGACGACCACCUUGAGUCAUGACACGCCGUCCCAGCGGGUUCAGUUCAUUCUGGGCACAGAGGAGGAUGCUGAACAUGUGGCCCACGAGCUGUUCACUGAGCUGGAUGAGAUCUGUGUGAAGGAUGGCAAAGAUGCCGAGUGGAAGGAAACAGCCAGGUGGCUGAAGUUUGAGGAAGACGUGGAGGACGGCGGGGAGAGGUGGAGCAAGCCCUACGUCGCCACUCUCUCCCUCCACAGCCUGUUUGAGCUCCGCAGUUGCAUCAUAAAUGGCAGCGUGUUGCUUGACAUGCAUGCUGACUGCAUCGAGGAGAUUGCGGACAUGGUGCUGGACCACCAGGAGGCAUCCAAUGAGCUGGACGACAGCGUGAGGGUGAAGGUGCGUGAGGCUCUGCUUAAGAGACACCACCACCAGAACGAGAAGAAGAAAAACCUGAUCCCCAUCGUGCGCUCUAUCGCUGAGGGAACCCGCAAACAGUCAGAGACCCAUCUGACAGCAGGGUCAGCUACAUCUCCACAGCUUCCACCACCUACAGAGCCAGCUAAGAACGGUGGCGGACAGGACAGCACCCAAGUGGACCUUAGCAAGGUGGACAUGCACUUCAUGAAGAAGAUCCCAGAAGGUGCAGAGGCCUCCAAUGUACUGGUGGGAGAACUGGACUUUCUGGAGAGGCCCAUUGUGGCCUUUGUCCGCCUGUCCCCUGCUGUGCUGCUCACUGGACUCACUGAGGUCCCCAUACCUACCAGGUUCCUCUUCAUUCUCUUGGGCCCAGAUGGUAAGGCUCAGCAAUACCACGAAAUUGGACGCUCCAUGGCAACCAUCAUGACGGAUGAAAUCUUCCAUGAUGUAGCCUAUAAGGCAAAGGACAGAAGUGACCUGCUGGCUGGCAUAGACGAGUUCUUAGACCAGGUGACAGUCCUACCACCAGGAGAGUGGGACCCCUCUAUCCGCAUCGAGCCCCCCAAAAAUGUCCCCUCUCAGGAGAAGAGGAAGAUGCCCGGAGUCCCCAAUGGCACAGCCUGCCUGGUGGAGGAAGAGCUACAUGCUGAGCACCAUGGGCCAGAGCUGCAGAGAACUGGAAGGUUGUUCGGUGGUCUGAUACUGGACAUCAAGAGGAAAGCUCCGUUCUAUCUGAGUGACUUCAAGGAUGGCAUGAGCCUCCAGUGUGUGGCCUCCUUCCUCUUCCUCUACUGUGCCUGCAUGUCUCCUGUGAUCACCUUUGGAGGACUGCUGGGAGAAGCGACCGAGGGACGCAUUAGUGCCAUAGAGUCCUUACUCGGUGCGUCUAUGACUGGAGUAGCCUACUCUUUGUUUGCUGGUCAGCCUCUUACCAUUCUGGGCAGUACAGGUCCUGUGCUGGUUUUUGAGAAAAUCCUCUUCAAGUUCUGCAAGGACUACAACCUGUCUUAUCUGUCGCUGAGGACUUGCAUCGGCCUGUGGACGGCCCUGCUGUGUUUGGUUUUGGUUGCCACAGAUGCCAGCUCUCUGGUGUGCUACAUCACUCGGUUCACAGAGGAGGCCUUUGCCGCCCUUAUCUGCCUCAUCUUCAUCUACGAGGCCCUGGAGAAGCUCUUCAAACUGGGUGAAGACUACCCCUUCAAUACGCACAGCGAGCUCGACAAACUCACGCUGGCGUACUGUAGAUGUGCAGAACCUGAUAACCCCACUAAUAAAACCUUAGAGCUGUGGAGUGAGAGGAACAUCACAGCCUCUGCUGUAUCCUGGACCAACCUUACUGUCAAGGAGUGCAUCAGUCUGCAGGGCCAGUUCGUUGGAACCGCAUGUGGCCACCAUGGACCCUACACCCCAGACGUUCUCUUCUGGUCUACAAUCUUGUUUUUCUCAACCUUUUUCAUGUCAGCCUUUCUCAAACAAUUCAAGACCAGUCGUUAUUUCCCCACCAAGGUGCGCUCCAUGAUCAGUGAUUUUGCAGUGUUCCUCACCAUUUUUGUCAUGGUUCUGCUCGACUACGCCAUUGGAGUGCCCUCCCAGAAGUUGAAGGUGCCCAGCAAAUUCCAGCCUACCAGAGAUGACCGAGGUUGGUUAAUCAAUCCAAUAGGGCGCAACCCAUGGUGGACAGUCCUGGCUGCAUCUAUUCCUGCUCUUCUCUGCACCAUCCUCAUCUUCAUGGACCAACAGAUAACUGCUGUCAUCAUCAACCGCAAAGAGCACAAACUGCUGAAGGGCUGUGGGUACCACCUGGACCUGCUGAUGGUUGGGGUAAUGCUGGCGGUGUGCUCCAUCAUGGGCUUGCCCUGGUUCGUAGCGGCCACUGUCCUGUCCAUCUCUCAUGUCAACAGCCUUAAGCUGGAGUCAGAGAGCUCUGCUCCAGGAGAGCAGCCUCGCUUCCUGGGCAUCAGAGAACAGAGGUUCACUGGCCUGGUCAUCUUCCUGCUCAUGGGCUGCUCUGUGUUCAUGACUGGAGCUCUGCAGUUCAUUCCCAUGCCAGUGUUGUAUGGUGUUUUCCUUUACAUGGGAGUCUCUUCAUUAAAAGGCAUCCAGUUCUUUGACCGUCUGAAGUUGUUCGGCAUGCCGGCGAAGCACCAGCCAGACUUCAUCUACCUGCGCCACGUCCCCUUGAGGAAGGUGCACCUGUUCACUGUCACCCAGCUGACCUGUCUGGUGCUGCUCUGGGUCAUCAAGACAUCACCUGCUGCUAUCAUCUUUCCCAUGAUGGUUUUAGCAUUGGUUUUCGUCCGCAAGCUGCUGGACUUGUGCUUCUCUAAGCGAGAGUUAAGUUACUUGGAUGACUUAAUGCCUGAAUGGAAGAAAAAAAAUCUUGAUGAUGCCUCCAAAAAGAUAGAAGAGGAAUCAGAGAUUAUGCUGAGUGAAAAAAAGGAAGAUACAAUUCAGAUUCCCAUGGAGAGCAGCAAGCCUGCUCAGACCACAAAAGCACAUGACCCCAGGUGUGACCCCUCUGAUAUUAACAUAUCUGAUGAAAUGUCUAAAACCACCGUGUGGAAAUCCCUCAACUCCAAUCAAAAGGACACUCGUCCUGUGGCUGCUAAGAAGGAUUGAAGGGAUCGCGUUCAUAGAUGAGUAAAGGAUGUCUACAGUCCUGAAAGUCUCAGCUGUGUCACUCGACUAUAGUUCUGGACCACAGGACACUGCAAUUUGGCUGCUCUGACCGUCAGCCUCAUCAGUGCUUAGAGAAACAAGUCUGGAUGAUUUCUACCAGCUACCCAAAACACAUAAUAACGUCCAGAGACCAUACAAAGACGUACACAUGAACUUCUAUCUUUGUGAGGACUAGGAAUACAUUUAAAAUCUUAUUUUCCUGAAGCAAAGCUCUAAAAUGAAAACCAGUGCUAACCUUACCCUAACUCUGACCCCUUGAACUAGAAACUAGCACCAACCUUAGCAAUCUUGACCAUCUUUAACAAGGUACUUAUUGGAAAAACUUGAUUGCAACCACGUCAUUGUCUUCUACUUUCAGCUUAAACCAGACAAGGAAGAAAGGCCUUUGUUAUAGAUUCUGGCCAGUAUACUGCCUUUGCCUUUUCAGUCUAGUUGAGGUUGAAGGAUGAUAUACAGGAUGAACUCUUUCCUGUGGCAGCAUUCACCCUGUGAAAACUCGAUAACAUCGAAUAGCUCAGUUUUAAUUAAUUUGUAUAGAGCAACGAGACAGGCUCUGAUAAUGUAAUCUAGAGACAAAUCCUGGAGCUGCUCCCUUCACAGUCACAGUAAAUCAUGAAACAACUGCAAGGACACAGUAACAGUUGCUGGCAGCCAUGGUGUUUUCACUGAGAUAUGGGGACAUUUGCAGAUUCAUGUCUGAGAACAAUGUAUUUACUUAAAACUAAUCUGAAUGCAAUGUCUCCAACAGCCUCCAGUCAGUAAUUUUAGUGUUGCUGCUCUAUGUCCAAAAAGGACAGUUUGUUUUUAGUUCAUGGGGGCACAGCUGUUGCUUAUCUAUAAAUAACUUUACUGCCUGCAUCAAUGACAUGGCCCAUUGUAAAUUCCCUCGUUUAAUACUAGAACUAGCCGCACUAAUUGAAUUGAACCCUAGCACAGAUAUAAACUAGGAAUAUACCCAGUUGCCAGUUUUAUUAGAUACAACUAUGUAGUCUAAUAUGAUGGUCUUGCAGUCAUUUGAAUUGUUAUAAGUUAUAUAAAGUUGUAAAAUCCAGUUUCUGUUGAAGCUGUUUCAUAAAGGUGUUUAUUCAAUUGUAUGAUUAUUUUUGGAAGAUAAAGUUGUGGCACUGUUGAAUUGUACUGCAUUAUAUUGGCAGGUGCUUCUAUUACUUUGUCCACCUCGUUCAAGUUAAUAAGUGUAAUGAAUACCUUAUCUUCCAACCAUUUCACAUCUGCAAUAAUAGUUGUUUUUUGUGGCUAUUUUCAAGCUGUAAAACCAAAAUGGAAAUAGUCUUUAAGCCUCACCUUUAAAGGUGAUACUGGCACUAACAUUUGCUUAUUAGUGACUCCUGCCUACAACAUGAGUCAACUAUUGUUCUUCUGCGUGUUUCUUGGCAGUUUUAUUAUUCAUUUUCCG
Molecule: messenger RNA, 5114 nt
Organism: Larimichthys crocea (large yellow croaker)
Lineage: Eukaryota; Metazoa; Chordata; Actinopteri; Sciaenidae
Gene: slc4a8
Product: solute carrier family 4 member 8
Exons: 25
Coding region: 371-3640 (1089 amino acids)
Biological process (GO): transmembrane transport; regulation of intracellular pH; bicarbonate transport
Cellular component (GO): plasma membrane
Molecular function (GO): sodium:bicarbonate symporter activity; solute:inorganic anion antiporter activity; monoatomic anion transmembrane transporter activity
Source: RefSeq, a predicted model, not a curated record